Magallana angulata is the source of this 1486-nucleotide messenger RNA. RefSeq names its product neuronal acetylcholine receptor subunit alpha-3-like. Gene Ontology annotation, biological process: chemical synaptic transmission; signal transduction; monoatomic ion transmembrane transport. Lineage: Eukaryota; Metazoa; Mollusca; Bivalvia; Ostreida; Ostreidae. Gene Ontology annotation, molecular function: extracellular ligand-gated monoatomic ion channel activity; neurotransmitter receptor activity; transmembrane signaling receptor activity. The coding region runs from base 62 to 1354 and encodes 430 amino acids. The record is from RefSeq and is a predicted model, not a curated record. Gene Ontology annotation, cellular component: membrane; neuron projection; synapse. The transcript is spliced from 6 exons.
CUUCCUCUUUAUAACUAUAUAAAGCAUACAUUUUCUCAAAUAUCAGACUUUUUUUUAAAAAAUGAAGUCUAUCAUACUGGUGUUAGCUCUCUGCUUGACCAUUCAAGAUUCUACGGGGGAAUUCAGCACCACAACUGCAACUGACAUUCAUACCGCCAUUUUUAACGCCUCUUACAACAAAUAUGUACGACCGUCUAAUAUCACGUAUGUCGGUAUCGAAUUUCAUCUGCUUUCAAUCAAUGAUAUGGACUUCAAAAGGCAGAUAAUGUCUUCCUCUGGCUGGCUAACGGUUACUUGGGAAGAUCCUCGGUUGACUUGGAAUCCCUCCGCCAAAGACGACAUAGAAUAUAUUUACACCAAGCAGGACAAAAUCUGGCGCCCAGAACUCAUCAUUGAUAACUCUGUCGAAGGAAUGAGUCCACUAGGCCAUGAUGAGAUAUUUUUCAAAGUGAAGCAUACCGGUGAGGUUCGCUGGGAACCGCCUGGGCUUUACGUCACUCAUUGUGAUUUCAACGUCCUUUAUUACCCAUUCGACUACCAGAUUUGUUCAAUUGAGGUCUUAAGUUUUGCCUUCACCAAUAAAGCCGUUGCUUUUAACAGUGUUUCAGAAAGCAGCAAAAAUUUAAAAAAGAACGGGGAAUGGGUUUUGCAUUCUUUGCGUGGAAACAAGCAAAAUUUGACGGAAAAUGGUGAAGAGUUUUCGCAGGUGGAAUUCAAGGUGAUCUUAAAGCGCCUGUCGAGAUAUUACGUUAACAACGUCGUUUACCCAGUGGUUGUAAUUUCUCUUCUGACAAACGUAGUUUUCCUUGUGCCAGCAGAAUCCGGAUGCAAGAUAUCCUACAUCCUGACGGUUUUAUUGACCCAAGCAGUGCUGCUAACCCUGAUCGGGAACAGCAUGCCAACAACGUCGAUCCAAAUACCUAUCAUAGCGAUGUACAUCUCCUUUGUUCUCCUGAUGGCUGCCUUGGCCACUAUCAUCACCACUCUAAACGUUUAUUUGUACCUCAGAACGGAUCAAAAAGCAGUACCAAGAUGGCUCAAGGCAUUCACUUUCGUUGUGCUUCUCAGAAUCAACUGUCGUAGCGCAAAGGUCAACGAAGAAGACAAAGGGAAUGUAGUUUCCAACGAGGACACGGUCAACGUGGAAGAAAGCAACGGAAAAGGCAAAACCCUGAAGCUCACGUGGAAUCGGUUACUGGCUCAAACCAAGGAUGAUGCCGAGUUUCCAUUUAAGUGCCAGGAAGUGUCCGCUUUCCUGGACUGUUUCUUUUUUUAUCUAUUCAACAUUGUCUUAAUUAUUACGACGCUGGUUUUCCUUGUAGUUUCAGCGGUAUCUGAUGUGCCUCCUUCAUAAAACACAAAUCGGUGAAUAAUAUCUUAACCGUUUGAAAUAAAGUAUAUUAAUAAGCCAUAAUUACGAGAAAAUAAGUUCUGUACAAAUGAUGAGGAUCGAUGCAAAAGCUAUGUCAGAAAUAUGACAAAAAGG